GUGGUUGCUCUUGGCAACGACGUGCCAGACGGCGCGGUGGUCACGGUGAUGGCCGGCAAUGAAGACAACUGCAAUGCCGAGCUACGCAACGCCACGGCGACCAUGAAGCAAGGCUACGCCCACUUCAAUGACCUUCGCUUCAUCGGUCGCAGCGGCAGAGGGAAGAGUUUCACUCUCUCCAUCAACGUGCUGACGUCGCCUCCGCAGAUCGCCACCUUACACAGAGCCAUCAAGGUCACCGUGGACGGACAGCGGCUGCCGAGACGACAGAGACAGAGGGAGGUAAAGUCAGGAGGGUUCAGGUCGUCCUGCAGCAGCUCUGCAUCGUCAGACUGCAGGUCGUUUUCUUCGUCUCUGUGGACCAAUGAGCCGUCGUUUCUGGGUCAGGUGACCUCUCUGACCUCCUCCUUUACUCCAAGUCCCAGAAUGCACCACCUGCCUCCUCUCUCCUACUCCUCCCAGCCCUCACCUUACUGCUCCUACCUGUCCUCGCCCCCUCCCCCUCCUCUGAGCCACAGUGGUCCGUUCCAGCCCAGCAGCUUCUACUACGGACCAAACCAACCGCCCCCAACCAUGGGGGAGGACCGCAAUGUCGUCACUGCUUUGACCAAUUAUAUUGAGGGGGCGUGCCUCACCAUAAGAGGGGAGGAGCCUGUGUGGAGGCCUUAUUGA
This is a messenger RNA of Plectropomus leopardus (leopard coralgrouper), 672 nucleotides long. The record is from RefSeq and is a predicted model, not a curated record. Lineage: Eukaryota; Metazoa; Chordata; Actinopteri; Perciformes; Serranidae.